Molecule: messenger RNA, 3495 nt
Organism: Spodoptera littoralis (African cotton leafworm)
Lineage: Eukaryota; Metazoa; Arthropoda; Insecta; Lepidoptera; Noctuidae
Source: the annotation of a GenBank genome assembly
AUGCAUGUUUUCACGUGCGUAGUCUUUUUUGUUUUGUCAGAAGCUCAGCAGCCUGAUCCCUACGACGAUGAAGCUCCAUCACCCAUGCAGAGGAAAGUGGACGUUUAUCCAGAACCUUUCGGGGAACCAGUGCCGUUUGGACACAUCUUCCGUGAGGGAUUCCAAGAUCCAUUCGCAUUAGCAAAACAGCCCAUAGAUGCUCUGGAACUUCGGAUGAGAACGCCCAAAGAUGAAGAGGAAGCAAAAAAAUAUUUGAAAAUGGGAAGAAAAAAUAUUGCAUUCAUAAAUCCGGUAAUAACGAACAAAUUCGCGACUGCAAAAGAAGCAUUUUUGAGGGAAAUGAUGCUGGAGUCGCCACAUGCCGUCCCUCCUGAGACAAAUGAGACGCGUGUGAAGUGGUUUGAUUUCGCGACAAUGCGAAUUAAAAAUCCUCAGAUACCGCUAAACGUCGAGUAUGCUGCUAGAAGGAAAGAGGAAACGAACCCCCGCCGCCACCCAUCACGAGUACCGACGCCACUAGAUCUAAGUAAGAAAUUAAAUUCUUUUGUUAAAGGCUCUUUCGAGCUUCAACAAGAUAAACGAGAGUCACAAAUGAAUUGGACAACAUGCGACCAGUUUGCUGUUGGAGCCAUCUUUUCACACAAAGAAAUUAUUAAUAUCAAAUGGACUCCGUUUUAUGUUUGGUCCACCGAUGGUAUGGCUUAUUCUGUAGAACAUGUGUUUUCGUAUCCAACCAAAAAGUUAGUGAAUGAGUAUUUUACGAAGUACAACAAGUUUUUGAAUAAAACUGUUGAUUGGUCUAAACCUAAGCUUUUGAUGAAGGGUAUAAGUGAAAUGUUGUUGAUAGCAGUGGACAAGAGGGGACUGUUUGACGCUAUAGCGAAGCACGAGAUACCAAAAUCUGCAGAAAGCAAUCCAAUAACAAUACCAUCGUUGAGUUUACGAUUAAAAAUAGAAGAUCCUUAUUUGAUGAUGAUGUUUUGUGAAGAUCACUUUGCGAUGCUAAUGGCGAUAUCUGGACGGCAACCAACAACUUAUAAAGAUAUUAAAGCAGAAGUAGCAACUAUCAAAUUUCAAGGAAACGGUAGACCUGUUUGGAGAGAUUACGCUGGAGAAGCAGAAAAUAUAAAUUUGGAGCAAGAAAUGAAACGGAGGGAAGAACAGGAUAAAUUUCUAGUAGUUAAUGAACCCCAUACUAAAAAUCUGAAGAAAAUUUUGGAUGGGAAUACAAUAUUACCGGUAACGUGGUCAGCUCGACAGAUAUUGAUGGAAGAUCAUAGAAAUGUGGUUACUUUACUAGUGGAACGAGCAGACAGGGGAGAGUUCUGGCGAUAUCCAUUGUACAGAGAAUUGCGACGACGCACGACAUCGCAGCUGCGUCUCAAAUACAAACGUGAUGACUGUCCAUCGACGCAGCGCACCACUGUCCCUGCCGCUUCAUCUCUUGUCCAUCAUCGAUCCAUUGAACAUAAAAAAUAUAUAGAAAACGACACUGCGACUACACAACGCAGCGCAACGCAUAAAUGGAGCCUCGCUCUGAUACACUAUCUAGAGAAUGAUAAAGAUGCCCUCAAAUAUUGGAUGUAUUUCAUUUCAAUGAUAUGUGGCCAGAUUAGAAUUGUUACUGGCUCACACAAGAUUACUCCUCGAGACGUGCGCUUGAAGCAAACAGGAGAUAAUCGACUAAUAGGCUUCAUGGAUUGUGCUGAUGGAACUAUGUUUGCAAUGGCAAGGAUGAACGAUGUGCCCCCGAAGAACAGACUAGCGGACGAGGCGGCAAGGCUCGGCUUCAAAGGGCGACGAGGUAAAUCCUAUCUGUACCAGGGCCAUGAAUGGCUUCCUAUACCAGAAGACGAUGAAAGAAACUACUGGCACUACCCUAAAAAGAACAAAGAACAAGAAAAAUCAUCUUAUAAAGUCCAGGAAAGUAGCGAAGAAGAAUCAGAAGAAACAAAUAAACCAGAAGAGACUGAACAAAAGGAUAAUUCUGAUAACGAUAAUAAAUUGUUUAGCGAAAAACAUCUGGAGCCAAAUUGCGUCAAAAUAGAGCCUGAAUUAUGGAAUGAUCCGAAACCAGAUCCAAUUAAAACUGAAAACGAAAUAUCUAUCGAAGAUUUACAUAAAUUAGAUGAGAAUGAAACAAUUAAUAUUGAAAAUACAUUACUAAACGAAUCAUAUAAUACUACGAGCAACAAAAGAGAAACAAUAUUAGAAACAAAUGCUGAAAAUGAGGAAAACAGUAAUAUAACAAGUAAUAUCCAACAACAGAAAGUAACCUUAAAUAAUGUAGAAGUAAAGAAAUCAGAAGAAAUAAAAGACGAUAAGGGUCAAAAAGACAAUAAAGUGAUAGACAAAACAAAAGAUAAUACGAAAUCAGAAGUUAAGGAAAUAGAAGAAAAGAAAGUAGAAGAAAAGAAAACAGAAGAAAGCAAAGCAGAAGGAAAGAAAGUAGAUAAGAGAGAAGAAGAUACGAUAAAAGCAGACGAUAAGAAAGCCGAAAGAAAGAAAACAAAUAACGAGCAAGCAAAAGAAAAGAAACCAGAUAAUAAGGAAAUAGAAGAUAAAAAUUCUAAAGACAAUAAAGCUGAACAAAUAAAAGCAGAAAAAAAUAAAGCACAAGAUAAGCAAGCAAAGAAAGAAAAAAUAAAAGUAAAUAAAUCGGAAGGUAAGAAAGUUAAACAAUCGGAAGAGGAGGAAGAUGAAAAUUGUAAUGUUUGUUUUGAUUCAUCACCGUCUAUGUAUUCAACUUCUGAACCUUAUACGCCCUCAGAUGCCCCACACGGGAAGACUGAACGAGGAUUCGAAAAGAAUUUGGUAUCACCCAAAAUAGAGACAUCUACAAAAAUAAAAGAAACGACCAAAACAUCUAAUGAAAAACCCUUAAUAAUUGUAAAUGAUGAGGAUAAUGUUAUCACUAUCAAACCCGUUCCACUCACACCAAUUUGAUUGGUGGUUGAAUUGGGCAUUGUUCGUUUAUCCAGGGUAAACAGUUAAAUCGCAAAUUUUAGUUAUGUUUUGCUGCCUUCGCUGAAUAGACUUGUAUAUUAUAUGAAGACGACAAAUAAAAUCAAACGGCCACCAGACGCACGUAUAAAUACGCCAUUUGCACGCCCCAGAUCACUACGUCAAAAAGUCUGUAAACCAGCGUCUACACCAUUCGAUAUAAUUGGCCAAUCCGAAAUCAGGCGAUGACGACCAACCAAUUCAUAUUUCCAUACACAUGACCCGAUUCGAUUGUCAAUCCAGUCAAAUUGUGCAUACAAUUGUAUCGUCUGGAAGGGGUUUUUUUAAUACUAUGACUAUUGAUAAGUGACAUAUUAUCAUAUGACAUCAACAGCUCACAAGUGCGGCACUGCUGUGCAAAGGCCUAUUCUCAUACAUACAAGGUUUGAGCAUUAAUCUCCACGCUUGUUCAUUACGGGUUGUUGGUUUCAAACUUGAAGUUCAUAAUCAGGUCUCCUCAUGGUGUUUCCCUUAACUAUAAAUCAAUGGUGU